Messenger RNA from Octodon degus (degu), 3785 nucleotides. It is a transcript of the gene Ptgfr, whose product is annotated as prostaglandin F receptor. NCBI's taxonomy places the organism in Eukaryota, Metazoa, Chordata, Mammalia, Rodentia, Octodontidae. Gene Ontology annotation, cellular component: plasma membrane. The transcript is spliced from 3 exons. Gene Ontology annotation, molecular function: prostaglandin F receptor activity. The record is from RefSeq and is a predicted model, not a curated record. The coding region runs from base 300 to 1400 and encodes 366 amino acids. Gene Ontology annotation, biological process: inflammatory response; positive regulation of cytosolic calcium ion concentration; adenylate cyclase-activating G protein-coupled receptor signaling pathway.
CGCGCGGGAGGCUCCGCGGACAGCUCAGCGGGCGGCCGCGGACCCCGCGGUAAGAGCUCCCUCCGGAGCCGGUGCGGGCUCGGCUCGGUCCUGCUUGCGUUAAGCAGCCCACACGGUGAGACGCCCGACGGAGCUGCUGGGGCCGCGCCUGGAGACAAGUUUGGACCACAUUGUGCAGGUUGCCCGGACCUGGAGAGGGAGAAGGGACUCGCUGAGCCUUUCUGACCAUCCCUGGACUGCAAGCUUGCUCGGCUGUGACAGGGAGAUGCCUUGAGUGACCGGCUGGGAUCUCCACAACGAUGUCCAUGAACAAUUCCAGGCAGCCAGAGUCUCCAGCAACUGUGCUUCUUUCAAACACCACCUGCCAGACGGAAAACCGGCUUUCGGUAUUUUUUUCAGUCAUCUUCAUGACAGUGGGGAUCCUAUCCAACAGCUUGGCCAUUGCCAUUCUCAUGAAGGCAUACCAGAGGUUUAGACAGAAGUCCAAAGCAUCCUUUCUGCUUUUGGCUAGUGGGCUGGUCAUCACAGACUUCUUUGGCCAUCUCAUCAAUGGAGCUAUCGCAGUGUUUGUGUAUGCUUCUGAUAAGGACUGGAUCCGCUUUGACCAGUCAAACGUCCUUUGCAGUAUUUUUGGUAUCAGCAUGGUGUUCUCUGGGUUGUGCCCACUUUUUCUAGGCAGUGUGAUGGCCAUUGAGCGGUGUAUUGGGGUCACCCAGCCAAUAUUUCAUUCCACAAAAAUUACAUCCAAACAUGUGAAAAUGAUGCUGAGUGGCGUGUGCCUGUUUGCUAUUUUUAUAGCUUUGCUGCCCAUUCUUGGGCAUAGCGAGUAUAAAAUUCAAGCCACGAGGACCUGGUGUUUCUACAACACUGAAGACAUUGAAGAUUGGGAAGAUAGAUUUUAUCUUCUACUUUUUUCUUUCCUGGGCCUCUUAUCCCUUGGCGUUUCCUUCUGUUGCAAUGCCAUCACAGGAAUUACACUUUUACGAGUUAAAUUUAAAAGUCAGCAUCACAGACAAGGCAGGUCUCAUCAUUUCGAAAUGGUCAUCCAGCUCCUGGCUAUCAUGUGCGUCUCCUGCAUUUGCUGGAGUCCAUUUCUGGUAACAAUGGCCAACAUUGGAAUCAAUGCGAAUAAUUCUCUAGAGACCUGUGAAACCACACUGUUUGCUCUCCGAAUGGCAACGUGGAAUCAGAUCCUCGAUCCCUGGGUGUACAUUCUUCUCCGGAAGGCUGUCCUUAAGAACCUCUACAAACUUGCCCGGCGCUGCUGUGGGGUGCAUGUGAUCAGCUUUCAUAUUUGGGAGCUCAGCUCUAUUAAAAAUUCCUUAAAGGUUGCUGCCAUUUCCGAGUCACCGGUUGUAGAAAAAGUCAGUCAGCAAGCACCUAGUUUAGUAGGACAGUAAGUUGGCGCAAGGCUAGAACAACAUUAAGAAUAUUUUGGGCAGUAUUUCAUUUCAUUAAAUAAAUAAGUGUAGACUAACUGGAAAAUUCAGACCUCAGCAUGUAGUUUGGGAAUGCAUUUGUCUACUCAGCUUGUUAAAUUUGUUAAAUUAGCUGUCUGCUUGCACAGUUUUCCUUCUUUGUUGGUUGGAUUUGAAUGAGACAAUGCCAUGAGGUCAAACAGACUAUAAUGUUGAGCUUAUCUGUGUGACUUGGGCUUUUGGAAUAAAUGAAUCUGUUGAGGUCUAAGAUCCUAAUGGUACCUUCAUGGUAAAACUGCCUUUUGAGGCCACUGCUCUGCAUCAAUUCCUUAUUCCAUAUAAACUAGGCUCAGUGAAAUAGAAAACCAUCAGUGUGCUUUUUUCUGACUCUGUUCUAGUAGUCAUAUAUAAGCUCAUUCAGUGUGCAUGCAUGAUUGUGACAUUGGGGAUCCACUGUGGCUGACAGGUCUGGGUGGCAAGUUGUCUUAUCUUGUAAAGCUCUUUCAGAUGAGCCUAUCUUGUUGCAUUUGACAAAUACGACUGCUUGCAUUUAUUGUAAGCAAGGUCAGUUUUUGUUGGAAAGGUUGUUUUUGGCAAGUAAUAGAGUUGCAGUUGUCAAACAGUUUCCUUUUUCUCUGGAAAUUUGGGUGAACUGAUCCACAAUAAUUUUAGAGAAAUGGAUUUCCUCUUAAUACACGUACAGACAACUUGCAUGACAAUCAGUUUCUAAAAUGCUUUGUCAUGGGUAACACAAGCAACUUAAAUCCCAGUGAUACUUACAGAGAAUGUAGACAAAGAUGCUUUACUGUGAGCCAUAAUUUUUGGGUCAGCAAACAAAAAAGUUCAUAAUAUAUAGUAUCUACAAUCUGCAGCUAGUGUGUUUCUGGUUUACACACACACAUGGGCAUCAGAAAUUUCUGUUGAAAGCAGGUUCACUGAAUCAGUAAGACAGAAUCUUGUAAUGCUUAUGCUACCGGUGUGAAGGGGAUAAUUGGAAAUUAGCCGUACAUUUUGGGGUAUAUUUAAUUGUUACUCAGAAAUUAAGGGACAAUAAUGUCUCUCCAAGUUUCCCAGUCACUCUUCCUUGUUAGUAUAGUUCUACCCACAUUCUAAUUCAUUGGGUAGAAUGUGGUAAUACAUAUUCAAAAUGUCCUGGGUCCAUCAGGGAUUAAGGCAGGUAGGUCUGUUUUAGAGGACUGAAAUACAUUUCUAGAAAGUUUUCCUGCUUUCGUUAAGUUAGAUCCCUUUAAAAAUUAAUUUCACCUCUGAGACUGACUUCAGACUUUCAAGAAAAUAUCUGAAUUCAAUUAAAAUGAAAAUAUUAUGUUCACAUAUUUAUGAUUUUAGUUGCUAGUUUACAUGGGAAUUGUUAAUUUGGGGGAAAUUGUGGUAGAUUCUCAUUAAUAAAUUAAAAGAAUUUAAGCAAAUAGCCCCCAUUAAGACUUAAAGUCAUCAUUUUUUUCAAGGAGUUUAAAGAAGAAAAACAUUGGCACAUGAUAUUCUUACAACCAGUAAAUGAUUAAUCACAUGACUUUAGUUUAUUCUCCUAUAAACAACACAUAAUAGAUGCUAGAUGAGUUCUUGCCAAAGGGAAUCACAGACAAGAAUUUCCUGGUGCAAAUUGGACAUGGAAUUGCAAAGUUUUUACAUGUUUUUAAUUUAAGCUGACAGUUAUAUAUUGACUAUUGUGGUGUAUAUAUGUAUGUAUAUAUGUAUGUGUGUGCAUGUAUGUGUAUAUAAUGCUUAUUUCUAAAAGCCAUUUUAAUUUGUGAUUGCUAUUAAAUUGCACAAGUGUUCUUAUGUGUCUCAAGAGCACCUAAAGGCAAGAAGAAUUUUCAGAUGUUUCAUUUACUUUAAGACCAGGUGUUUGUUUCCUGGAGCUACUUAAUGGUGGUGGUAUUCCAUGAAAUAAAGCACAAGGAACCACAUCUUUCUCCACCCUCAACACUUUGGAUAAGAACCUGCCGUGAACACUUUCAUGUGCUUUGACUGGAGGAAGGCACUGGGAAGACCUCAUUCACAGGCAGCAGGCCUCUUGUCUGGAAGCCUGAGCCAAUGGCAAAGUUAUCUGUCUAUUGCCACAGUGUCACCCUAGCCAUGGGUGUCUGCACUGAAGAAUCUUGUGCACCAUUGCUUUGUGUGGGAGGCAGAUGUCUGGCGAGUGACAAAGUCACUCUGCACGUAUUCUAAAGGGUUAUCUAUAUUAUCUGGGCAUAGAUUUUGGGCCAUUGAAUAGGUCAGAACAUGAUGUGAAAUGCAUCAAGUAGACAUGGAAAAUUGAAAAAAAAUACUAAAAGAGUAUAAGUUUACAUUGUUUUAGGCUUUUCCCCCUAAAGAAAAUGAAAUUAAAGUGAACACAAUAAUGUA